Molecule: messenger RNA, 1632 nt
Organism: Metschnikowia bicuspidata var. bicuspidata NRRL YB-4993
Lineage: Eukaryota; Fungi; Ascomycota; Pichiomycetes; Serinales; Metschnikowiaceae
Gene: SRP101
Product: Signal recognition particle receptor subunit alpha
Exons: 1
Coding region: 1-1632 (543 amino acids)
Biological process (GO): SRP-dependent cotranslational protein targeting to membrane
Cellular component (GO): endoplasmic reticulum membrane
Molecular function (GO): GTP binding; GTPase activity; ATP hydrolysis activity
Source: RefSeq, a predicted model, not a curated record
AUGUCACAAUCUUUAAUUGUAUUCGAGCCCUCGGGCCGUGUCUUGUACCAACAAAACAAUAAGAUCUCCCCCUUCAACGACUUGAUCUACAGUAUAGUUGAUGAGUCCUACACUGAGCUAGAACGCAAUUUCUACACCGUAAACGGCGGGUCCAGCCACAAGAGAUUCUACUGCUUGAAAGUGAAGGAAACAUGGGCGGCUAUAUACUUUGACAUGGUGUUCACCUUUGACAGUGAAAAGAUCCGACACUCACUUCUGGAUGUGCUCCGCACAUAUUCACAGUUACACGAGGAAGACCUGGAAAAAAUGGCGAAAUUGAUCGAUUUUCAGUUCAACAAUCUUGUGAAACUCAAAGUCAACUUUCUGGUUCCCGAGAAUGAGCCUAAUGGUAAGCUUUCCCCUGUCGCUGCAGAAGCGGACACCGUGGCGGAAGCCUUCUCCAAAAAAAAGACACCUGGUGCGAAAGGUAAGAAAAUGCGGCGAUGGGUCAAUGGAGAGUUGGUUGAUGUCACGGCAGAUGACAAGAUCUUAGACUACUCAGAAUCCAGGCCAUCUGAAGACGAUGCUGGGUUUGUUCGUGAUGAUUUGAAAAUAGACCACGAGACUGCCUUCACUCGGGAGAACGAUUUAGUCUUGAUCAAUGAGCUCCAUGAUGUCUUGGGCAGAGAGGAAGAUGAAGACAGUGGCGAGGAGACGACUAUGACCACGUCAUCGAAACAAGGUUUCUUGUCGAAAAUCACGUCCUAUUUCGGUUCUUCGGCUGACAUCAAAGAGGUCUCCAAAAAGUUUACUGAUCAGUUGAUUUCCAAGAACAUUGCACCCCCCACGGCAAAGGCCAUUAUUGAUCGUAUUGAAAGCAAAAUUGCAUCGAAGACAGUCACCAUACCAGUCUUCAAGCAGGUCUUGACCGACGAACUCACAAAGAUAUUAACACCUAAUGUGUCAACAGACUUGCUUUACGACAUAAAAAAGAACAAACGUGACAGACCAUAUGUUAUUUCAGUCGUUGGCGUGAAUGGAGUGGGCAAGUCAACGAACUUGGCUAAGCUUGCAUUCUGGUUUCUCCAAAAUAACAUGAACGUGCUCAUCUGCGCCUGUGAUACCUUCAGAUCUGGUGCCGUGGAGCAGUUAAAAGUACACGUAAACAACUUGCAACGACUUAAUUCAGGCUCAUCCAGCGAUUCUCGUAUUGAAUUGUUCGAGAAGGGCUAUGGUGGAGGAGAUCAUGUCGUCACAACAGCAAAACUGGCGAUUGCAUAUGCCUCUUCUUCCAAGUUCGACAUUGUGUUGAUUGACACUGCUGGAAGAACUCAUUCGAACGCGAAACUAAUGGCCCCAUUGAAAAAGUUUGGUGAUGCGGCUGACCCUGAUAGGAUUAUCAUGGUCGGGGAGGCUCUUGUGGGCACCGACUCAGUGGAACAAGCUACCAAUUUCAACAACGCGUUUGGCAACAGAAGAAGCCUUGAUUUUUUUAUCAUUUCAAAAGUGGAUACCGUGGGCGACUUGGUGGGCGCCAUGAUAAAUAUGGUCAUGGCCACCAGAGUACCUAUCUUAUUUGUGGGAACCGGCCAGACUUACACAGAUAUCAAAAAAUUGAGUGUAAAGAGAGUUGUUGACAUGCUUACUGCGUAA